AUGGCGCCCAAGCUCCCCGCCGUUCUCCUCGCUGCCUGCGCCGUCCUCCUGGCGCUCGCCGCGCCGCUGCUCGCCGGCGACCCCGACAUGCUCCAGGACAUCUGCGUCGCCGACUACAAAUCGCUCCAAGGACCGCUGCGGGUGAACGGGUUCCCUUGCAAGCGUGAGGCGAACGUGACGGCGGACGACUUCUUCUUCGGCGGGCUGGCCAAGGCCGCCGACGUGUACUCGGGCAACCCGAUGGGGUCGGCAGCGACGGCGGCGGACGUGUCGGUGCUCCCGGGGCUCAACACCCUGGGCGUGUCCAUGGCGCGCACGGACUUCGCGCCGUCGGGCGGCGUCAGCCCACCGCACGUGCACCCGCGCGCCACGGAGAUCCUCUUCGUCGUGGAGGGCAUCCUCGAGGUGGGCUUCGUCACCGCGGCGACAAACCGGCUCUUCAGCCGCACCGUCGGCAAGGGAGAGGUGUUCGUGUUCCCCCGCGGCCUCGUGCACUUCCAGCGGAACGUCGGGGAGGCGCCCGCCGUGGCGAUCUCGGCGUUCAACAGCCAGCUGCCUGGCACGCAGACGGUCGCCGGGGCGCUGUUCGGCGCUGCGCCCACGGUGCCGACGGACGUGCUGGCGCGGGCGUUACAGAUCGACGGCGGAGUGAUCGAGAACAUCAAGUCCAAGUUUGCGCCCAAGUAG
Miscanthus lutarioriparius is the source of this 687-nucleotide messenger RNA. Lineage: Eukaryota; Viridiplantae; Streptophyta; Magnoliopsida; Poales; Poaceae. The record is from the annotation of a GenBank genome assembly.